Molecule: messenger RNA, 834 nt
Organism: Arachis ipaensis
Lineage: Eukaryota; Viridiplantae; Streptophyta; Magnoliopsida; Fabales; Fabaceae
Source: RefSeq, a predicted model, not a curated record
AUGACGGUAUUGGUAUCGUCAAGGCGGGAAGAAACAACCAAGAAGCCGAAGGAAAAUGACAAAAAGCAAGCUGAAGAAGAGAAAACCAAUGAUGAGGAAGUAAUAGUAAGUAAGAAUACUCCAGAGAAGCUCAAAGAAAAGGGAGAGCCAACCAAGGAACAAAAGCAGGAAGCUGAGAAAAGCUUUAUUCCUCCACUGCCAUACCCCCAGAGAUUCAACAAGGAAGCAAAGGAUCAACACUUUCAUAAGUUCCUUGAGACUUUUAAGAAGUUAGAGAUAAAUAUUCCCUUAGCUGAGGCACUGGAGCAAAUGCCCUUAUACGCCAAGUUCCUGAAGGAGCUUAUUAACAAAAAGAGAAGUUGGCAAGAGAAUGAAACCAUACUGCUCACUGAAGAAUGCAGAGCAUUAAUACAAAAAGGACUUCCACCUAAACUUGAAGAUCCUGGAAGCUUCUUUCUACCUUGUGCCAUUGGUAGUAUGACCAUCAACAAGGCGAUGUGUGACUUAGGGGCUAGUAUCAACCUGAUGCCUUCUUCUUUAGUGAAGAAGCUGUGCAUAGAAGAAGUGAAACCAGUACAAAUGUCCUUAGAACUGGUGGACAAGUCAGUGAUAUGUCCCAGGGGUGUGAUUGAGAACCUUCUAGUAAAAGUGGACAAAUUCAUCUUCCCAACAGAUUUUGUGAUCUUAGAUUUAGAUGAAGAUGAAGGUGAUUCCAUUAUAUUGGAAAGACCAUUCUUAGCCACAGUGAGGGCCAUUAUAGACGUAGAGCGAGGAGAGUUAACCCUCAGAAUGCAUGAUGAAAGUGUCAACCUGAAUGUACUUCCAAAAACAUAG